This is a messenger RNA of Hyla sarda, 999 nucleotides long. RefSeq names its product olfactory receptor 2AP1-like. Gene Ontology annotation, cellular component: membrane. The transcript has a single exon. NCBI's taxonomy places the organism in Eukaryota, Metazoa, Chordata, Amphibia, Anura, Hylidae. The record is from RefSeq and is a predicted model, not a curated record. Gene Ontology annotation, biological process: G protein-coupled receptor signaling pathway. The coding region runs from base 1 to 972 and encodes 323 amino acids. Gene Ontology annotation, molecular function: G protein-coupled receptor activity; olfactory receptor activity.
AUGGAGAAUCAGACUGUAAUUUCAGAAGUUUUAUUAGUUGGAUUUCCGGGGGUUCCUGAAGACCUCCACAACCUUGUGGCCGCUGUGAUGUUUUUGGUUUACCUUUUCUCCCUUACCGCCAAUGGUAGUGUCAUAUGUUUGGUCACCUUGAAUGUGUGUCUUCACCAACCCAUGUAUCUGGUAAUAGCUAACCUCGCUGCCUCUAAUCUCUUGUUCGAUACGGUUACAUUACCAAAACUCAUUGCCCGAUACUGGUUCGGGUCUUCUCUUAUUAUCUUCAAGGUGUGCAUCUUCCAAAUGUUCUGCGUCCAUUACCUUGGAAGCAUUGACUCCUUCCUUCUUAUGUUGAUGGCUGUGGAUCGCUAUAUUGCCAUCUCCCAACCCCUCAGAUACACUUUGAUUAUAACCAAUAAGAGAGCGCUCAGUACUUGCUUCAUUUUUUGGCUUUUGGCCGCCACAUCUACAAAUGCAACUAUCGCUACUCAGGCUUCCCAAAUUGUUUUAUGUGGCCCAUCUCCCAAAAUGAUAAACACACUGUUUUGUACCCAUGCAUCAAUCAUGGCAUUAGCAUGUACAGACGUCACCUUCAUCAGGAGUGUGUCCUUUGUCAGCGCUAUGGUGGUGCUACUUGUCUGUUUAGGGAUCAUUGUACUCUCCUACAUCUUGAUCAUAGUGGAGAUCGCCACAUCCUAUCGCUCUGAAAAUUGGCGCAAAGCCUUUUACACCUGCACAACCCAUCUGCUGGUGGUGGCCUUGUAUUAUGCACCUCGACUCUUUCUCUACAUAGUUUCUAGCAUUUUUAACACUUCUGUAAUAAUUAUUAAGCCAGAAAUCAAUGCCCUCCUCCUCUUUCUUUACUCUGUUGUCCCACAUAUGGCCAAUCCCGUUAUAUAUUUCCUUAGAACAAAAGAAAUCAGACAAACAUUUGCCAAAGUUCUUCAGAGAGUCAAAUACAGGGUUGGCCAUAUGUAAAUUUGUUAAUAUAAGGAUUGUGUGAGG